AUGGAGUCAUCACACAAGUUUUUACCAUCCGUUGUCAUCCUCUUACUGCUCGUUGUUGCUACCGAGGUGGCGCCAACGAAAGCGGAGAGAGAGUGUGAGGUUCAAAGUGGAGAGUUCAAAGGGUUAUGCUUGAUCCAUGACAAUUGCGCCGCUGUGUGCGUUACUGAGGGAUUCACAAGCGGCAGGUGCUCCGGCUGGAACAGAAAGUGCAUGUGCACUAAAUCAUGCUAG
Messenger RNA from Lolium rigidum, 231 nucleotides. Its product is annotated as defensin Ec-AMP-D1-like. The record is from RefSeq and is a predicted model, not a curated record. Gene Ontology annotation, biological process: defense response. The coding region runs from base 1 to 231 and encodes 76 amino acids. NCBI's taxonomy places the organism in Eukaryota, Viridiplantae, Streptophyta, Magnoliopsida, Poales, Poaceae. The transcript is spliced from 2 exons.